Messenger RNA from Melopsittacus undulatus (budgerigar), 4294 nucleotides. RefSeq names its product BCL2 antagonist/killer 1 (gene BAK1). The record is from RefSeq and is a predicted model, not a curated record. Gene Ontology annotation, molecular function: protein heterodimerization activity; protein homodimerization activity. Bases 182 to 835 code for a protein of 217 amino acids. The transcript has 6 exons. Gene Ontology annotation, biological process: regulation of apoptotic process; intrinsic apoptotic signaling pathway in response to DNA damage; extrinsic apoptotic signaling pathway in absence of ligand. Lineage: Eukaryota; Metazoa; Chordata; Aves; Psittaciformes; Psittaculidae. Gene Ontology annotation, cellular component: mitochondrial outer membrane.
GUUUCUUUCUCUCUCCUCCUCCCCGGCCCUGUUCGCUUCCUUUCCCCGCGCCGCGCUCGGAGCAGGCAGGAAGGGAGGCGGAGGGAUGGAGCCGCUGCCCGCCGGGAUGCGUUAGUGCCCGGACACCGCAGCCUGGGCCCCGCCGGGACGGGUAAAGCCAAUCCACCCGAGCAUCUCUGCAAUGGCCUCAGGGAACGAGGGUAACCCGCCGAGGGGCUGGAGACGGCGGGGAAGCAACAGGCAGAGGCCGUCACAGGAGCUCAACUCAGAGGACCAGGUGGCCGAGGAGACGGAGGAGGUGUUUCGGAGCUAUGCCUUCUACCGCUACGAGCAGGAGAGAGAGGAGCGAGGGGAGGAGGUGCCCGUGGACCAGGAGAUCAUGGACAUUGAGGGGGAGCUGGGCAGCACCGGGAGCCAGGUGGGCCAGCGCUUGGCCAUCAUUGGCGACGACAUCAACAAGCGGUACGAUGCAGAGUUCCGCUGCCUGCUGAAGUCCCUGCAGCCCACCAAGGAGAAUGCCUAUGAGUGCUUCACCCGAAUAGCCUCCAGCUUGUUCGAGAGCGGCAUUAACUGGGGCCGGGUGAUCGCGCUGCUGGGCUUCGGCUACCGCAUGGCCAUCCACGUCUACCAGCAAGGCUGGACCGGCUUCCUGCGCUGGAUCGGCCGCUGCGUCGUGGAGUUCAUGCUCCGGAACCGCAUUGCCCAGUGGAUCGCUCAGCAGGGAGGAUGGGCGGCUGCACUCGACCUGGACAAUGUUUACAUGAAGUACAUGCUGGUGGUGGUGGCCCUGGUCAUGGUGGGACAUUUAGUGGUACGACGCUUCUUCAGGCCCUAACCGAGGUGGUGGCAGAGGCUGGGGGGGUCCGGCCAAGCUCUCUCAAAUCUCUGCUCUGCAUUGAUGUUUCUCAAGAGAGGGGGGAUUUGAGGAACCUCCAAAAGAGAGCAGCUUGGACAUGAGACCCGCCGCAGGGCCCAGGGUCUCUGCCAUCCACGCAGACACCACCAGGAACUAUGGAGAGAAGCAGAGGGAGGGAGGGAAGGUUCAACUCUAUUGUCUGUUUCGUGCCUCACUCAGCUGCUGUGGACAGAGCAUCUCUGCGGUGCUCCCUGCAUGGGGCACUGAGGCAGAGCAGGCUCCGCUGGAGGAGCAAGGGUGUUGUGGGGAUGCCCACGUGUGGGUCCCGUCUGCUCCUUGGGGCAGGCAUGGAGCUCCCUGUUUGCUGAUGGCUCUCCUCAAGCCCAUGCCUUCGAAGAGGGAUUGCAGCCUUGGGCGCUGCAGUUGCUGUCUGUAAGGCACAGGAGGGGCAAGCCAGCAUGAGCACAUGUGGGGCUUGCUUUUGUCUUCCCUCUGUUCCUGAGCCCAACUACUUGAGCCUUCCCUUUCAACAAGUAUCCCUACCCCUUGGAAAGGAUCCCACUGCCUGCUCUGACAAUCCAUGGCAGUGCUGGUUCCAACGCCUGACCCUGGAGACCUGCUGCUCUCCCACGGCUGAUGUGGGUGCUGGGUGCAGCCUCGCAGCCCUCCAUGAGCUCACACCUGGGGAGCACCAGCAGGUUUCCAAACACUACAGGCUGUGGGGUGGCUGAUGGUUGGUGCUGGCAGGCUGCCUGCCCUCCCUCCCCUUCUGCUUCCACUCUGUAGCUUCAGAUGCUGGCAGAUGAGCAGCCCAACUGUGACCAGUUGGUCUCCCUUGGUCUCAAUGGGAGCCCUGGAGUUGCAGCUCCCCCCUAGAGCAGCUGUUUGCCUCCUGAGCUCAGCUGGGCAGGAUGGUGCAGGCACGCUGCCCUUGAGCCCAGGGCUGUGGUGCUUUAUAGCUGCCUCUUCUGGGAACAGCAUCUUUGGGAAGUGCCUUGACCUUGUUCUGUUCAUGACUAAUGGUUAACAUGACUUUGGGGAGUGGGACAGGAGCAGGACCCACUCUCACACCUCAGAUCUUUCUGUCUUUACAAACUGGAGAGUACCUCAGCAUGGUUAGCUCUGUUCUUUUGACCAGGUGACUCUAAGGCUUGAAACUGUGACUGGUUCCUUCUGAGCCAAACUCACCCCUCCAUCCCCUAGAGCAGGUCAGCAGCUUGGGGAGGGAGAACGGAGGGACCUUGGAGCUAGGAGGUGAGCAGUGCUCCUGGACCCAGGCUCCUCUCCCAGUGCAGUCAGAGCCCCAGAGACUGGACACACCGAGAGAGCCCAAUGGGGUCAGAUGUUGAGAGCAGCCCAUCUGCCCACAUAGGAAAGGCACUCCUGACAGACAGCUGCCUAACCUGUUCCUACACCCUCCAGCAUUGCCUCCCCAUCGCUUCCUACCUUAAUCUUUAGGUAAGGUUUCCCCUCCAUGCCUUGCUGCAGUUGAAGCUUGUUACUACACAUCCUGUCCAAGCACAGAGGCAGGACCCCUCGCAUCCCUUCUGGCUGCUGCAGAGGCUUAGCAGAACCAGCCAUAACAUUAUAACACUUACAUCCCUCAUGUUCCUGCCUCCCUUCACGGAACAGGAGACUUUUCAACCUGUUUCCAUAUCAGGGUCUUUUCUGUGCUUGUCAUUUUGACCCUGUUUCUGCAGUAUCCCUUUCCCUGGGCUGUGCUUCAUAGAAAGGCAUUAAAAUGUUUGCUAUGAUAUUCCUUCUCUAUAGAUCUCUCUGUUGGUUGAUUUUUCACCUGUGCUGAGCAGCACAGGUCUCCCAUGGUCUGUCCAUGCUGUUCGGUGGCCGUGCUGACUCCCUUGGACCACCACUGUCCCCUCUGCACUCAUCCACACACAACUUCAUUUACCCCCCGUUCACUCACCUUGAGAUUUCCUCAACCCUCUUCUCUGGUGGGAGCCAAUGCAACCAAGUGCUCUCAGCUGCAGCUUCCCAUCCCUGCUCCUUCCCAUCCCUGCUCCUUCCCUUCUUUUCUGGGGGAAAACACCACCAGAUGGAGCCUUUUUGCCACGAUGAAAGCAAACUGCCCACUGUUGGUUUCCCUUUCUCUUCAUCAGCCCCAUUGACAGUCCCGUUCUCUAGGCCGGUUCUCUGGUCGGUUGUGACUGCAGCAGGACUCUCUCAGAGGACAGCAAACAGCACAUCAGCUUCCAUUCACUGCUUCACCCUCGCAGAACUCUAACGGAUGGAGAGCACUUGGGCUUGCACACAGAGCUGUGCUGCUUCUAAUCGGUUCUCAUCUUCCACAUCAAAGUGGUUCACUGCAAGCCCAGGAGACUCUAAAGAAUGUUUGUCAGCUUUAUAGUAGGUGAUGGAGCCUUAGUGAAGUCUGUGGCACCAGGACAGAGAAUAGAACCUUUAAAAGGUGCUGUAGCAAAGGGAAGUUUCCAUUUAUCCAUUUUCUCAGGGGAUUUGCAGGGAGGAUUGUCUCAGGAUCUGUCUAUUGCCUCCCUCUGCCCUCCUGGCACUGCCUACAGCAGGGUGGGCUACAGUGACCCAGAUGAGAGGCCUUGGCCAUCCCCAGGAGCCCAUGCUCCAGAGCCACAGCAGGCAUCUACCUCGAAGCCCCACUCAGCAGGUGUCUGGAGCAGGUACCACUGUGUCUGUGUGCAGAAGGCUUCUGCCGUGGGCCUGGCCAUGCCAGGAGCAGUGCUUCGUUAUCUAGCAGCAAGAGCUCUAGGUAAAACUACGUCUUUAGGAUAACCCCAACCUCCUCUUACAGGGCUGAAUCAGCCACUUUAUUCUGCAGGGAAAAAGCCCUCAGUGACUAUGAUAUUCUUCACGAAUGUGAACAUUUUAACCACCAACCAACCCAGCCACAUGUUGUGUGGGAUGCAGGGACAGCAUCCUCCAGCCUAGUGACUGCCCCGGGGCUUUGGCUUUUGCCCUGGUGAGGAAGGGAAAUGGGGCUGGGAAGCCCCCAAGGAGAAAACCAAGGCUGAAGGUGAGGAGGAGGCUCUGCCCUGGCUGUUUACCAGGAGGGGAUUGCUCUGUGCAUCAUUUGGGUUCAUACAGCCCCUUCCCCAGCUCCUUUCUCUAUCCCUCCAGGGAGCCCCAGCACUGGAGGAAGGGGAUGGGGUGUGUGAUGGAGCAAUAGAGCUUUGCACUGACUCUGGAGGGGAGGGACUGCAAAACACCUUUUCUUUCUAGGAGGAGGACAGGAAGAGUUGUCCCAGUAGCAGCAGAGAUGGGGAACACUCAGUCUGCAGGCCAGCCUUUCCCCAGUGCAGGGCAUCUCUAAAUGGCAGGCAAAGAGGCUGUGAGGAGUGUGGUGGGUUCCUUUUAACUAAAACCAUUUCUUUCACAAGUGUUCUGUUUUAAAUGAUGUAAUAUAUAUAUACAUGAAAAUAAAAAUGGUACAUGCAGUACAAACCUGGC